UGCUCACUCAAGAACACUGCACUCUGCACGGAUGCUCUGCACACGCAUGUGAGAGAGCUGGCCACAAACUUGGACAGGCACAUAUAGAUAGAUAAAGGUCAUGGACGAGAGUAGAGAUGGAGGCAUUGCUGAUGGGGAAGCUAUGGAGACAGAUGGCCAGAAAGGGAGCGCUGAAAAAAGACCCGAGGCCAGGGAGAAAUGGGCCAACAAGACUGAGUUCCUGCUGUCCAUGGCUGGAGAGAUCAUCGGCCUGGGGAACGUGUGGCGCUUCCCUUACCUGUGCUACAAAAAUGGAGGCGGUGUUUUCUUCAUCCCUUAUUUCAUCUUCCUCUUCUUUUGUGGAAUCCCAGUAUUCUUCCUUGAGACGGCAUUAGGUCAAUACACCAGUGAAGGGGGCAUCACUGCUUGGAGAAAAAUCUGCCCCAUGUUUGAAGUUGUAGGUGUUGCCUCCCAAGUUAUAGUGAUUUAUCUGAAUAUAUAUUACAUUGUGGUCCUGGCCUGGGCUCUGUUUUAUCUAUUCAACUCUUUUUGGAGUACUCUACCUUGGACUUCCUGUGACAAUUAUUGGAACACAGCUCAUCCUGCAACUCAUCGUAUGGUGCGGGUGGCGAACAGUGGUGGUCUGGGGAGUGUAAAUGCUGAUCUAGCCAUGUGUCUUCUUUUGGCUUGGGUCAUCUGUUAUUUUUGCAUCUUUAAAGGAGUCAAGACCUCAGGCAAGGUUGUGUACUUCACAGCUACGUUCCCCUACUUAAUGCUGUUCAUCCUUUUCAUCAGAGGAGUGACUCUGCCAGGAGCUGCAACUGGAAUUACUUAUUAUCUGUAUCCUGAUAUCAGUAAACUCUCUAAUCCUGAUGUAUGGCGUGAUGCAGGCACUCAGGUGUUUUUCUCCUACGCUGUGUGUCAAGGAGUCCUAACAGCGCUGGGCAGUUAUAACAAAUACAACAAUGACUGCUACAAGGACUGUAUAGCACUCUGUAUUCUGAACAGCUCCACCAGCAUCUUUGCUGGAUUUGUUGUCUUUUCUAUUCUGGGGUUCAUGGCCCAUCAGUUAGGUUUACCCAUGGAAGACAUAGCAUCAUCAGGUCCUGGACUAGCAUUCAUAGCAUAUCCUAGAGCCCUCUCUCUGUUACCUGGACCCCAGUUCUGGUCUGUUCUUUUCUUUUUUAUGGUACUUCUUCUGGGCCUUGACAGCCAGUUUGUGUGUGUGGAGAGUUUAGCCACAGCUCUCACAGACCUAUUUCCUGGAGUUCUAAGGAAGCGGCGAGAGCUUUUGGUGUUAAAAAUCGCCGUCAUCUGCUUCUUACUGGGUCUGCCAUUCAUCACAAAGGGAGGAUUCCAUCUGUUUACUGUGAUGGACACCUAUGGCCCGAGUGGAACUAACCUGCUCUUUAUCGCCUGCUUUGAGACGAUUGUUGUCGCAUGGGUUUACGGUGCAAACCGUUUCUAUGACAACAUUGAGGACAUGAUAGGAUACGCACCAUUCCCUGUGCUGAAGUACUGCUGGCUCUUCAUUAGCCCUCUCAUCUGUGUUGCUACUCUGCUGUAUAACCUGCUGGGUAGUAAAUCUGUGUCUUCAGCUGAUCCAUUUGUGCCGGACUGGAGUUACAAGUUGGCACCUUUGCUCACAGUCAUUCCUAUGGUUUAUAUCCCAAUCUUCUUGUUCGUCUCUUUAGGAAGGGGUCGUAACAUCAUCACCCCCUCUAGUGACCUGAAGCAGCUCCGACCAAACAGUCCACGCCUCACACUGUUUAAUCGCGUAAUCAUUAAACCACAGAGAUCUCGACACAUUCAGGAAGAUGGAGAAGAGAAAGCUAACAAAGAACACACCAGUGGAGUUUGAUAAGGCAGAAUGAUCAUUUUAUUUUAGGUUAUAUAUUAUAUAUAGGACUUUAUGUUAAAU
This is a messenger RNA of Sinocyclocheilus anshuiensis, 1900 nucleotides long. Its product is annotated as sodium- and chloride-dependent betaine transporter-like. NCBI's taxonomy places the organism in Eukaryota, Metazoa, Chordata, Actinopteri, Cypriniformes, Cyprinidae. The transcript has 15 exons. The coding region runs from base 101 to 1840 and encodes 579 amino acids. The record is from RefSeq and is a predicted model, not a curated record. Gene Ontology annotation, biological process: nitrogen compound transport; sodium ion transmembrane transport; amino acid transport. Gene Ontology annotation, cellular component: plasma membrane; cell projection. Gene Ontology annotation, molecular function: gamma-aminobutyric acid:sodium:chloride symporter activity.